This is a messenger RNA of Zingiber officinale, 2812 nucleotides long. Its product is annotated as protein GLE1-like. NCBI's taxonomy places the organism in Eukaryota, Viridiplantae, Streptophyta, Magnoliopsida, Zingiberales, Zingiberaceae. Bases 740 to 2626 code for a protein of 628 amino acids. Gene Ontology annotation, cellular component: cytoplasm; nuclear pore cytoplasmic filaments; nuclear pore. The record is from RefSeq and is a predicted model, not a curated record. Gene Ontology annotation, biological process: poly(A)+ mRNA export from nucleus; regulation of translational initiation; regulation of translational termination. The transcript is spliced from 17 exons. Gene Ontology annotation, molecular function: phospholipid binding; translation initiation factor binding; inositol hexakisphosphate binding.
UGAAGGUACGUUGGGUCAUCCUAAACGUCUCCGUAGUCCGUCCCCGUGGUUAACAUAUUGAAAAGAGGAGGAGGAAUUGAUUGAGAUAAUUAAGUUAAGUUCCAUUAAUUUCCCCAAAUCUAAAACUUCCGCCGCCUCUCGCUCUCCUUCUCCCUCUCAUCUUCGAAGCACUGCCUCGGCCACCCGGCUCCUCAUCUUCGAAGCCCUGCCUCGGCCACUCGACGCCGUCGUCGGCGCCGCGCCAACCACCUCCAGCCUUUCCCGUUCCGGACGGUGGGAUACGGUCGGCUGCGGUGGGCCGUCGCCGGAGAGCUGAGACGUUGUCGGAGCGCCGAUCUUCCGCCUCUCCUUCCCUUCCUCGCGCACGCCCGCGGCGUUGUUGCCGUAGCAACCGCCCGACCACCGGCGCCACAGCUCCGGCCACUCGAGCAGCCGACGCCGGUGCCGCAAUCCUCUCCUCCGGCCGUGUUUGUUGCGGCUGAGAGCCGUCGCGCGUCCCACGACUGUGCCAUGAGCAACGGCUGUAGCUGUCGCUGUUGACGCUAUUGUUGUGGUCACCAGCAGCCCGACCGACUACACCACAGCCGCCGAAGAAGAAGGAGAAGAGAGAUAACAGUUUCGAGAUCGAAGUAGACCCUGACUUAAAGAUGGUUAGGACAUUCUAUGUUUAGAGGGUGUAAAAGUUCAAUCUUCUCUACAGCCGCUCACAUCUGUCACCAUCAUUAUUGCCAUCACAAAGAUGAAAUGGGAUCCUGCGAAGGGUUCUGCCAUCAACCCUACCCACUCGGAUUACAUUCAGCUUGAGCCACCAUGCAGCAAGAGCUCUCUUGUGGUUGCUUCAGUUGAUCCUGAUCAACAAUGGACGAUGGAUGAUUUUGUAGCAGGGCUCCAAGCAUUAGAGCUGAAGCUUGGAUUUUCAUCUUCUAAGAUACCAUCACCUCUAAAGCAGUUUGAAAGAGUAUUACUGCAAGAAAGUGAAAUGCACAUGUUGGAUAAGACGAGGUGUGAAAGUGACCAGGUAGUUGGGUGGAGGAUGACUUGUCCUGAUUUUGAUUCAAGUGACUUUGAAGGAUCUGUUGAUGAUUUGUCAUUUGAAACAACUAAAUCUUAUGCCAUGGACAAACAAAACCUUGAAAAAAGCAUCUUUUUGGAGCUUGAACGGCAGAGUCAGCUAAGACUUAAGGAGGAACUUAGGUCCAAGUUAGCGGACUUGGUUGCAUCUCAGAGAAGUGAAAUCAACAGAUCAGCUUCUGCCAUGACCCAGAUUUCAAAAUAUGUAGAAGUAAAACAGGAGAUGGAUAGAAAGCUCGACAAACAAUAUCAAAGAAAAAUUGCUGAAAUGCUUGAUAGUCACUUGUCUGCUGUUCAAAGGGAUCAUGAACAAAGAUCCCUAAUUGAAGAAAGGAGAUUAAGGGAUGAUGCUGCUUUUGAAGAAGCCAAAAAAAGGGGCCUUAUUGAAGAAAAACAUCGCCGAGAAAAAGUUAAAGCAGAAGCUGAGGCAAAACUGAAGGCUGCAAAACUGGCUGAAGAAGCAGAAAGGACAACUAUGGAGGCUGCUCAAAGAGCAGCCAAAGAAUCUGCUGAAACAGAAACUGUCAGUAUUAGGGAAGCUGCUGCUUCUGAAGAUGCAAGAAAGAAAUCUACGGACGAUGAUAAUACAAAUACAAAGGACACAGCUUCACUUCCAAAAAUGCCAAAAGAGCCACUGCUGACAGAUGGGAUCAAGGUUUUGGCAACUGAUGCUGCACUGAAAGCAGAGAUCAAAAGACUAAAAAUUUAUAAUGAAGUGAUUGAGAACCCCAAUCUUCCUUCUCAGAAGGAACUUGAUAGACGUGGGAGGCAGAUCUCUAAAAUCCUAAAGCAAUUAACUGGAACUGUAGAGAAUGUCAGAACAAAAAAAGAUGCACUUGUUAACAUUCUCUCGACGGAUAUUCCAGGCUGUCCCAGCUCCAUUUCUGCAAUUAUGUUUGCAAAACAGGUGAUUGCAUGGUGCGAAGACUCAACUGGAACUUUUGACAGCACUGUUUUUGCAUGUGGGCGUGUCAUUCUUUUAGUUACAUCAAAGAUUCCAGAUGUGAUGGAUUUUCUGGUGGCUGAGUUUCAUAAAGUUUGCAUCUAUACCGUUCCAAAAUAUUUGCAACCAUCAGACCAAGCAUCACAGAACGAUGACUACUGGAAGAUGAUUGGUUACCAUGAAAAAGACGGAAAAAUCGAAAGCUCCGAGAGUUACCUGAACCGAGUCCAAUCCUAUAUGAAGCUUUAUGCUGCCAUAAUUCAGACAGAGAUUGAGGGUAUCAGAAAUCCUCAUGGCUUAGGAAAAGGAUGGUCGUGGCUUGCGAGGUUUCUGAAUGCCUUGCCCGCAAACAAAUCCACGGCUUAUGCUUUGGAAGCUUUCUUGAAGAUGGCAGGCUUUGCUUUGUACAGGAAAUACAAAUAUCAAUUCAAGAAGAUGCUUGAUGUUAUUUCUCGAAGCUAUUUGCCUGCGGUCAGACUCAAGGAAAAAGGAGAUAGGAAGAUUGUUGAAGUCGUCAAAAAACUAGAACAAUAUUUAGAACAUGAAAUGUUUCGAAAGGAACCUGAUGGAUGGCGUCUCCAUGAUGGCUUGUUGUCAAAGGAGUUGGUGUAACGUUGAACUGUUUUGUAUCAGUCAUUUAACAUUUCAUUGUAACAGCCCAAUUUCAUUCUAGUAUAUUUAUUUUAAUUAUGAUAUGGCCACUUGACUUCUUUAUGAACUACUUGUUAGGCACAACAGAUUGUCACAGAGACAGAAAGCUAAUUCAGAUAUUAACAUAAUUAAUUUGAAGCAUUCUAA